This is a messenger RNA of Brienomyrus brachyistius, 10829 nucleotides long. It is a transcript of the gene dock3, whose product is annotated as dedicator of cytokinesis 3. Gene Ontology annotation, molecular function: small GTPase binding; guanyl-nucleotide exchange factor activity. Gene Ontology annotation, biological process: small GTPase-mediated signal transduction. Lineage: Eukaryota; Metazoa; Chordata; Actinopteri; Osteoglossiformes; Mormyridae. Gene Ontology annotation, cellular component: plasma membrane; cytoplasm. The record is from RefSeq and is a predicted model, not a curated record.
AGAUGGCGCAGCCGCGGCUCCGGCGAUAAGCAGUAGCGGUUACGCGACUCUCGACUGCGGGACGUUUCUGCAGCGCAGGGGGGGAAAUGCGGGCGCCUUCUUACUGCGCGAUGAUAAAAUGACAUUGGUGUCGCACAGGAAAGCUGCCUUUGCAACUGAUCGGAUCUUCCUUGUAUAGUUAGAAACCGCUCUGAGGAACUGAGAGGGAGAGAAGGGAAUGCUGUUUGGGCGAAAUUAAUAAAUAAAUGUCCCCAUUCUAGCCCUGGUCGGAGAUGCUGCUGCAUUGAGACCGUUGGGGGGUGGGGGGUGGUGGGGAGAUUCUCGCACAAAAGUGGAUAGGCAGAGAUUACAGAUAACAGACCACUGUUAGCUGUACACGUUUGCCUGUUCUCUGCAAGAUAUCAGACAGGUACUCUGAAGAUCGGACAGUUUUUUCGCUCUUUCUCUCUCUUUUUUUAAAGCCAAAUAAUAUAUCACUUUCUACUUUUAUUUUAUUUGACAUUUUUCAAAUAGUAGUGUUAUUUUCCUGCUGUAAGUAAAUCGGAUCUAAGCGAUUUUUUUUGCAACUUUCACUCAUAUUCUUCCAUGAAAACGACUAAAUCAAGCUUUGAUUUCUUGGGAAUUUUACCAGGAUCAUGUGGACCCCAACGGAAGAAGAAAAAAUCGGAGUCGUGAUCUGUAACUUCCGGGGCUCCGUGUCUCAGGGCCUCACUCUAGAGAUCGGUGAAAGCGUUCAGAUACUUGAAAAGUGCGAAGGAUGGUACAGAGGAUUUUCGACCAGGAAGCCUGCAAUCAAGGGGAUCUUCCCGGCAAGCUACGUUCACCUGAAGAAGGCCAUUGUAACCAACCGAGGACAAUACGAGACCGUGGUGCCCCUGGAGGACCCCAUCAUCACGGAAGUCACGAGCACGCUGCAGGAAUGGGCUGUCUUGUGGAAGCAGCUGUAUGUGAAGCACAAGGUGGACCUUUUCUACAAGCUACGUCACGUGAUGAACGAGCUGAUCGACCUGCGGAGGCAGAUGCUGUCCGGUCACCUGACGCAAGACCAGAUCCGUGACGUCAAGCGGCAUAUUACAGUCCGGUUGGACUGGGGCAACGAGCACCUGGGCUUGGAUCUUGUGCCAAGAAAGGACUUUGAGAUGGUGGAUGCCGAUCAGAUCAGCGUUUCCGACCUCUACAAAAUGCACCUCUCCAGCCGACACAGCGUUCAGCAAAGCACCUCCCAGGGCGACAGCAUGCGGCAGCGUCACGGCGAGGCCUGCCGCAUCCCUGUUCCCCAUCACCUCUUCGUCAGCUUGAAGAGCUUCACCUACAACUCCAUCGGCGAGGACACCGACAUAUUCUUUUCCCUUUAUGACAUGAGGGAGGGCAAGCAGAUCAGCGAGAAGUUCAUGGUGAGACUAAACAAAAACGGAGGCCCUAAGAAUCCUGAGAAGGUCGACCGCCUUUGCUCCCUCUUCACGGAUUUAAGCAAUAAAGAUAUGAAGAGAGACCUGUAUAUUGUGGCACAUGUCAUCCGGACAGGCCGGAUGCUGCUAAACGACUCCAAGAAGGGCCCGCCGCACGUGCAGUACCGCCGGCCGUAUGGAUGCGCCGUCCUGGCCAUGAGCGACGUGCUGCAGACCAUCUCCGAGCUCAAAGAGGAGAAGGACUUUGUGCUGAAGGUCUACACUUGUAACAAUGAAAAUGAGUGGUACCAGAUCCACGAAAACAUCAUUCGCAAAUCCAGCACCAAGUACACGGCUCCUAGCACAAACUACGGCCUGAUCAUUUCCCUCCAGCUACUGCGGGGGGAGAUGGAACACGUACGCAGGGAGAAUCCGAUGAUAUUCAACCGGGGGGCGGCAGUCACACGCAAGCUGGGCUUCCCCGACGUGAUCAUGCCAGGUGACAUCCGGAAUGACCUGUAUCUCACCCUGGAGCGCGGGGACUUCGAGAGGGGAGGGAAGAGCGUCCAGAAGAACAUCGAGGUCGCCGUCUUUGUGCUGUAUGCUGAUGGCGAAGUCCUCAAAGACUGCAUCAGCCUUGGCUCCGGGGAGCCCAGUAUCAGUGAGCACCGCUCCUUUGUACUCUACCACAACAACAGCCCUCGCUGGAGCGAGCUGAUCAAGCUCCCCAUCCCCAUCGAUCGCUUCCGCGGCUCCCACCUGCGCUUCGAGUUUCGCCACUGCUCCACUAAGGACAAGGGGGAGAAAAAGCUGUUUGGCUUUGCUUUCACCCCGCUGAUGAGAGAGGAUGGUACCACCCUGUCGGACGAGAGCCAUGAACUUUACGUCUACAAGUGCGACGAGAACACGACCUUCAGCAACCAUGCACUUUACCUGGGUCUGCCGUGCUGCAAGGACGACUUCAACGGCUGCCCCAACAUCCCCUCCAGCCUCAUCUUCCAGCGCAGCACCAAGGAGACGCUCUGGAUCUCCACACAACUAUCAUCCACCAAGCUGACCCAGAACGUGGACCUCCUGGCCUUGCUGAAAUGGAAGGCUCACCCAGACAGGGUGAUGGACAUCCUGGGAAGACUUCGCCACGUCAGUGGAGAGGAGAUCGUUAAGUUUCUGCAAGACAUCUUGGACACCCUUUUCUCCAUUUUGGAUGAUAAUACUGACAAAUACGGCCCUCUGGUAUUUCAGUCAUUGGUCUUCAUCAUUAAUUUGCUUCGAGACAGCAAGUAUUAUCACUUCCGGCCCGUCAUGGACACCUACAUCCAGAAACAUUUCGCCGGUGCCCUGGCUUACAAGGAGUUGAUUCGGUGCCUGAAGUGGUACAUGGAUCGCUCAGCUGAAGUAGUUCGCCAAGACCACAUCCAGGAGGCCAUGAGGGCCCUGGAGUACCUGUUCAAGUUCAUCGUGCAGAGCCGCAUCCUCUACUCCCGCGCCACCUGUGGCAUGGAGGAGGACCAGUUCCGGACCAGCAUCCAGGAGCUCUUCCAGUCCAUCCGCUUCGUGCUGAGCCUGGACAGCCGCAGCUCAGAAACGCUCAUCUUCACCCAGGCGGCGCUGCUGAACUCCUUCCCUGCCAUCUUCGAUGAGCUGCUGCAGAUGUUCACCGUGCAGGAGGUGGCGGAGUUCGUGCGGGGCACCCUGGGCAGCAUGCCCAGCACCGUGCACAUCGGCCAGUCCAUGGACGUGGUCAAGCUGCAGUCCAUCGCUCGCACGGUGGACAGUAAGCUCUUCUCCUUCCCCGAGUCCCGCAGGAUCCUGCUGCCCGUGGUCCUCCACCACAUCCACCUGCACCUGCGACAGCAGAAGGAACUUCUUAUCUGCUCCGGGAUCCUCAGCAGCAUCUUCUCCAUCAUCAAGGCCAGCUCUCUGGAGAUGUCGGUGCAGGAGGAGGUGGAGAUGAUGGUUGAAAGUCUCCUGGAUGUUCUGCUUCAGACACUGCUUGCCAUCAUGAGCAAGUCUCAGUCUCAGGAGGCGGUAAGAGGCCAACGCUGCCCGCAGUGCACGGCUGAGAUCACUGGCGAGUACGUCUCCUGCCUCCUCUCUCUGUUGCGCCAGAUGUCAGACAUACAUUUCCAGCACCUCCUGGAUAACUUCCAGAGCAAAGAGGAGCUGAAGGAGUUCCUGCUGAAGAUCUUCUGCGUGUUCCGCAAUCUCAUGAAGUUGAGUAUCUUUCCCAGAGACUGGAACGUGAUGAGGCUGCUGACCAGCAACAUCAUUGUGACCACCACCCAGUAUUUGUCACCGGCUUUGCACAAAAACUUCACCGACGCCGACUUUGACUUCAAGGUGUGGAAUUCCUACUUCAGUCUGGCCAUCUUGUACAUUAACCAGCCCAGCCUGCAGCUGGAGACCCUGACCCCAGCCAAACGGAAGAAAAUUCUGGAAAAAUACGGUGACAUGAGGGUGAUGAUGGCCUAUGAGCUCUUCAGCAUGUGGCAGAAUCUCGGUGAGAACAAGAUCCAUUUCAUCCCUGGCAUGAUCGGGCCCUUCCUGGGCGUGACGCUGGUUCCUCAAGCGGAGGUUCGCAACAUCAUGAUACCCAUCUUCCAUGAUAUGAUGGACUGGGAGCAGCGCAAGAAUGGCAACUUCAAACAGGUGGAGGCAGAGCUCAUCGACAAGCUGGACAGCCUGGUGUCUGAGGGCAAGGGGGACGAGAACUACCGUGAGCUCUUCGGGCUGCUAACUCAGCUCUUUGGCCCUUACCCCAGCCUCCUUGAGAAGAUCGAGCAGGAGACCUGGCGCGAGACGGGGGUCUCCUUCGUCACCUCGGUCACCCGUCUCAUGGAACGUCUGCUGGACUACAGGGACUGCAUGAAGGGAGACGAGACAGAAAACAAGAAGAUUGGCUGCACUGUAAACCUUCUCAACUUCUACAAAUCGGAGAUAAAUAAAGAGGAGAUGUACAUUCGCUACAUUCACAAGCUGUGUGAUAUGCACCUGCAGGCAGAGAACUAUACAGAGGCAGCAUUCACACUCCUGCUGUACUGGGAACUGCUCCACUGGGAGGACCGACCGCUCAGGGAGUUCUUGCACUAUCCCUCCCAGAGCGAGUGGCACCGCAAGGAGGGUCUUUGCCGCAAGGUCAUCCACUACUUCAACAAAGGGAAGUGUUGGGAAUAUGGUAUCCCCUUGUGCCGGGAGCUAGCCUUCCAGUACGAAACACUCUAUGAUUAUCAGAGUCUCAGCUGGAUACGGAAAAUGGAGGCGGCCUAUUAUGACAACAUCAUGGAGCAGCAACGGCUCGAACCCGAGUUCUUCAGGGUGGGGUUUUAUGGCAGAAAAUUCCCUUUUUUCCUCAGGAACAAGGAGUUUGUUUGUAGGGGACAUGAUUAUGAGAGGCUUGAAGCGUUCCAGCAGAGGAUGCUGGGAGAAUUCCCUCAAGCUAUUGCCAUGCAGCAUCCCAACCAACCAGACGAGUCCAUUUUACAGAGUGAUGCCCAGUACCUCCAAAUCUACGCCGUCACGGCAGUGCCUGAAAGUGCGGACGUCCUCCAGUUGGACCGUGUGCCGGACCGCAUCAAGAGCUUCUACCGGGUCAACAACGUGCGGCGCUUCCGAUACGACCGGCCCUUCCACAAGGGCCCUAAAGACAGAGACAAUGAGUUCAAGAGCCUUUGGAUUGAAAGGACCACCCUGAUCCUAACACACCCUCUGCCCGGCAUCUCGCGCUGGUUUGAGGUGGAGAAGCGAGAGCUGGUGGAGGUGAGUCCCCUGGAGAAUGCGAUAUACGUGGUGGAGAACAAGAACCAGGAGCUCCGUACGCUGAUCACACAGUACCAACACAAGCAGCUCCACGGCAACAUCAACUUGCUCAGCAUGUGUCUCAACGGGGUCAUCGACGCAGCCGUCAACGGGGGCGUUGCCAGGUACCAAGAGGCAUUUUUCGAUAAGGAGUACAUUAGCAGUCAUCCGGAGGACACCGAGAAGAUCGGGCAGCUCAAAGACCUCAUGCAGGAGCAGGUUCACAUCUUGGGAGUGGGCCUGGCCGUCCACGAGAAGCUGGUGCACCCAGAAAUGCGUCCCCUGCACAAGAAGCUGAUAGAUCAGUUCCAGAUGAUGAGGAGCAGCCUGUAUCAUGGACUUCCCGGAUUGGACAAGCUGAGCCCGGCCUACUCCGGAAACAGCGCCCCCCGGGGCUUCCUGGCACCCCACAGCCCCAUGAGCCCCGAGAGCCUGAAGAUCAUGCACAGACACAGCCCGCUGAGCCUGCUGGGCUCUGUCCGCCAGUCCACGUCCUCACUGUCCUCUCACACCUCCAGCGAGACGGGCAACUUAGUCAUCCUAACAGACGGCAUGGUGUUGGAGCACCCAGAGGAUGUGUACAGGAUGCAGCCCAGCCCCUCCUCCUCCAGUCUGAGUUCCACUCACUCCGCCCCCUCACAGAUGAUGAACUCCGCCCCCUCGAGCACCAGAGGUUCCCCGUCGCUGCCAGACAAAUACAGGCACAGCAGGGAGAUGGUGAUGCUGCUGCCGCCGCACCGCGAGAGACCCAGCAGCGCCAUGUAUCCGGCCAUGACGGAGAACGGCCAGCCAACCAACUUCCACCGUGCCCUGUUCCACCAGGUGAUUGGCCCUUGCAAGCCGUGCAGCGACCCCAACCUUUCCGUGGCAGAGAAGGUCCUCGCAGCUCCCAGCAGCUGGAGUCUGGACAGCGGCACCAGGGAGGCUCUGCCCUUCCUGACGGCCCAUGUGGGGAGCGUGAUGUUGCCCCCAGUUCCACCACGCAGUCUGCCUCCCGGGCACUUCUCGAUGCACUUUGAUGCUUUCCACCACCAGAUCAGUGACCUACCCCCGGCUCUCCCUGCACGCUCUUUACGGAAGUCGCCUCUGCACCCCAUCCCUGCCUCCCCCACCAGUCCACAGUCCGGCCUGGAUGGCAGUAACUCCACACUAUCGGGCAGCGCCAGCAGCGGCGUCUCCUCCCUGAGCGAGAGCAACUUCGGGCAGUCCUCCGAGCAGCCUGCCCGCACAGACACCCUGGACUCCAUGCCCAGCCAGGCCUGGACCACAGAUGAGGACGUGGAGUCGUCUUACAUUCCCGUCCGCUACAGCGUGUCCGAGCCCGACGUCCUCGACUCCGUCAAACCACCAUGCCGCAGCCACUCCGCCCCCGGGGGAGUCAUCCCCGCUGUCCAGGAAGGUCAUACGCAUCAUCACGUCCACGCCCACGCCCACGCCCAUGCCCACUACCACCACGAGCCACCCCCGGCCCUGCCACCCAAGCCCUACCUGAGGGAGGGCUGCAUCCCUGAGGAGGACCUCCGACCUAUGGCACGGCCCAUCCCCAUGCCGCGGAAGAUCUCCCAGCCACUUCUCACCAACAAGGAGGAGCAGGCCAAAGUGGCGUGGGAGCAUGGCAUCAGUGAGGAGUAAGGUGGCCAGAACAGAGGCCAGGGGUUCUGGAGGGAGAUCCGGGAAAUGGAUGAGCCCAAAGUCAUAAAUGGAGAGGGGAUGAGGGUGGGUUUCAUUCCAGUCCUCCAGCUCGGAAUCUUGAGACUGCCCACCUACAUUCCAGUUGUACGGAAACACAAAGAGAUCUUAAACUUAACAUCGCAUUCUCACAGGCGGCAAAUCCAAAAGGAUGCCGGCGCCACAUUUCCAUGGGAUCCAUCUGCAUGUGGAACAGUAACUCCUGUAGUGAACAUCCCGGGAACACUGUACUCAACACUGGUCAUUGGUUUACUCUUAGCUUGUGUUAGUAGUGGAUCUGGAUGUCCAUUAGGAGACUCAAAAUGUUGUGUUUUUCCAUUGCGAUCAAUGGGUAUGUCAGCCAUUAGCUAAAACCCAAGCACAGCAUCCUUUCGUAAAUCAGAGUCGAGGUGUUUGAAUGUUAUUCUUUUGUGACACCUCUGGUUCUGUAAGAGUAUUUCAUUCUGUGAUCUGUUAAAUUUCAAGGCUAGUGUUUCUGCCAUACUCAAUACACAAGUAGCCUGCAUUUCAGACAGAACGGUCAACCAUAAAUCUGUUUCAGAAAAUAUAUAGUAAGCACUUAGUUAUUUAUUGUCCAUACAUAUAAUUUAAAAAGAUUUAUUAAAUGAAAAAAAAAUCUUUCAAGAUACAAACAUUACAAAAACCAAGUAAUACUUAGAAAACGAUUGCCUAGAUCAUCUCUAACUUUAUAAUAUUAGUUACAUGUUACACUUGUAAUCUAAAUUUAGAAGCUACGUGGAAAUUAUUUAAAUUAUUACAGAAGCAUUAACAAUCUGCAAAGCUAUACAUUUCCAUCAAGCAACUGAGACGAUCAGACCAGUUGUUUUUAAGUAUCUAAGCUACACAUAAAACAAGAUCUCGCAAUUCCGUUAGAGGCUGUAUCAUGUCGCAGUUACCCUCCUACCAAACAUGUUAUAAUCCAAUUAAAUAAAAUUUAAAUAAUAAAAAGGGACGACUAACUCAAAAGCUUUUUAAAGAUGUCACUUUACAGUUUGGCUGAGUUUUAUUUUGGGAAUUUGAAUUAUUUUUCAUUUAGCUGGUAAAAAAUAAAAUAUAUAUUUUUUAAAAAUUAAAUCUAGUCCUCCGCAAUUUAUUAUAGAAAUAGAUAUAUCGUAUAUUAAUAAAUCCCUAUGUCAUAGAUUGAGGAGGACGGGUGGUUCUCUGUAUGAAAUAUAUGCAAGACAGGGCUGAAUGUGCCCUUUAGCUGCUUGAUGAAGUGCACUGGAAUUCGGGGGGGGAGAUAUUUUCUGAAGGUUAUUAUUUAAAUGAAAAAAAAAAUAACUAACUGCUGUAUAUGUCAUUUUUUUCUAACUUUUUUUCAAUUUCAACUUUUUGUACAAUUACUAUGUGUGCAUGUUCCUCUCCUAGUACAGAAAUAAGUUAUAUUACUCAGACACCGCCCCCUUCCAGAUCACAUGACUUCACCAGACUAAUGGCAGGUGGCAGCUGAGCCGGGGGCGGAGACUGUCACGGACCUCUUGUUUAUAAGUAGUUGUUGCUGUUUGUUACACGAUUCCUCUCCUCUGAAUAUCGGUACGUGGUCAGCUCUGCGGGCUGACGUCGGCACCCAGUGCCCCGCUUCGCCCCGGAGCCAGCAAGCUUGCGGUGACCCAGCUGUGAAUCCGCUGUACAAGUGCUCCGUGAUGCCUGUAAGCUACGUCAGUGGACGCUCCAGACUCUCUUCGUCUCGCUUCCAUGAGCUCUUGGUUCUGCUGACACGUGUCGUGAACGUGGCUCUGCAAACUCUGCUAAUGGAUAACACAGCUGAGGACGGGAGGUGGGAUCCUUCUGCCCCGUGCGUAAAGCUGUUCGGCUCGGGUCUCACCGCGUAGUUACAUAUGAGCUCGACGUCUGUGUAAAUAUCUCUUCUUCUGUUCUAUAUAAUGCACCACAUGCAACCUUGUUUGUCUUAUCCGAUUGUGAGUUGCUUAUUUAUUGGCGAUGGAUGGCAAGCCCUUGGUUGGCAUUUGGAGUGGCAACAGCUUUUCAGUUUUUUGUCAGGGUCAUUAUUUCGAAAUGGAGUGGUGAGGAAUGUCAAUGGUUUUGGUUUGGAAGAGUCCAUCCACCUCCCCUUCCCCGAUGCCUUUUAAAAGCUGUUUACUGGGGGGGGUUUAAAAUACUUUGGCAUUGCCAUAAAAUGCUCAUGAGUAAAACUGCCUUUGCCUUUUUGCCCCCUUUGCUAUAUCUGCAACCACAGUUAAUUACUUAUGAGAGGUGUAACGAGGUUUAUUUCCUUCAGGUGUCCUUCAGCACUAACAUGCUGCAAGCUAACACUGAACACGUGAUAUGCAUACAUUUCAUAUACAUCGUAUCUAACCGAUUACUAUACUUGAAGAUUGUCCUUUCCACUGAAUAGGGGCUGUACGGUCUUUCCUACAGCUCAAUGUCGCCUUUUCUUAGGAUAACUGGGAAAGCACAUGGAAUCAUUUCUGUAAUAAACAAAUUUCUCUAAGUAGACUUAAGUAUAAUGUGGCCGUAACUUGAGCUAACCCCGGGGGGGGGGGGACAAUUCCGAAAUCUUCAUUAAACAUUUUUUUUUUUUGAUUCAAUAUAUGCAAUUGUCACUGCUAUAAGUGAUCAUAGGUCCAAACGAUCAUAACAUUUUAGGCUGUUUGGUUUAAAAAAAUGUAUCACUGACGCAGCACUUAAUUUAAUCACGUAAUGCCGCUUGCAGUAAGGUUUCUGUUCCUCAUUUAUCCUAAAAUAUUUUGUAUGCCUGUAGGUACUAAUUACUAUUGUGGCCUUUUGACUUGCUCUAUCAUACAGAUAUGUGACAAAAUAUAGUAAGGGAUGAGUUGCUAUGAAAAGGGCAUGAUUUCAUUCACAACUAUGGAUUAUAAAAUGUCUGACAAGAAAAUGGUAAACGGGGAAAUAUUACACUGUACAGAUGAGAGAUUUAUGGAGAAUAUUUUGACUGAUAUAUUGGCCAGUUGCAAAAUUACUGAUCUGGAUUUGUUUUAAAUGAAAUUAAAUUUUAAAUGAUUUUACAAACAGUACAUUCUGUAUGCAAAGAGUGAGGUUAUGAGAAAGUCAUUUUGAUUUUCAUAUGCGUCCUCAUGUUUUUGUUGACUAAAGGUGGAAAAGCCAUUGUAUUGACAAGGAACACUAACUUCUUUUGACUUUUAAUUUUAAUUUGUGUAAUUGUAUAAGGUUAGACAGAACUUUUACAGCCUAGUCAGGCUGAACUGUAACUUUGUACAGAUUAAUGACCGAGGAAGAUAGGUUAAGAUGUGAAUCAGGUUUUCCAAUAAUAUAGCAAACAUUUUCUUGAACUACUGACUAUUUAUAGAUCAAUUAUUAUUAGUGGUAACAAGACAAUACGUCUGUAAGUUUACAUUUUUUAAUUGAAGAGAAUGGAAGCGUGUUUGGGUGGUUGGAGAAGGUAUUUACAGGUCGGGUGUUGAGUGCGACAGGAUUUUAAACUUGAGGUACACAAGGGUAGGAGUGUGGUUUAAACGGGAGCAGUUGUAUUUUUUAGAUGCCAUUAUAAGACUAGAUUACCAGAGUAUUGUGGGAAAUGGGAUACCUUUCUGAGUACCACUGCAGUUGCUAAAACCAUUCAGUCUGGCUUUAUUUUGUGUAAAUAAUCCUUCCAAAAUCUGUCUAUUUAUAAGGUUUAAGAAGGGAAAACCAUGUAUAGACUGUGAUUAAUUGUCUGCAUUGUACUUUAUGAUGUAAAUGUGUUUAAAAGACGGUGACACUUUCAAACGCCUCCCGUUACUGUUAUUUUGUGUAUUUUGCGUUAAAGACAAAUAUGGUGGAGAAGCUGAAAACACACAAAAAAAAAUCUUUGUAUACGCAUUCUGAAAGGUACUUUCUUGUAUAUAUUGUGUUAGCAUGAAUAAACUGUGAUGUGGAUUUUAGAUGUAAAUACACACAUUUUUUUCCUACUCACUUAACCGCGUUGAUGUGGAAUUCAUUAAUAAUGCCUAACAUUAAAAAUUAUGUUUUACCGAC